AUGGUGUCUAUCCCGGCCGAUAUACGGGCGGCUGAUGCUGCUGGCCAGAUUCCAAGUGGAAUCAGCCUGGAGUACCUUGCUGAGACCUACGACAAGCAGGUUAUUAUAGGAAUUAUCGUGCUGGUUGUUGUGAGUUUCGUGGUGUUGGCUCUGCGAUGCUUUGCUCGUGCCGUCCUGUUGAAGCGCACUGGAAUCGAUGACCUAUUGAUGGUAUUGGCGAUGAUGAUUUAUAUUCCCAUCGCCGCGUUGUGCAUUGUCUUGGUCAAUAUGGGCAGUGGCCGUCAUUUCGAGUAUAUCCAAUAUGUCCUCCCCAGGGACACAGUGCGCAGGACAGAAGUGCUGGAUUUCGCCUGCCACAUUCUCUACGCCAACGCUCUUCUCUUUGCGCGGUUCUCGGGUCUCGCCUUCUACCAUCGUGUGGCCGUCCCCAGCAGCAAGCUCUACUAUGCCAUCAACGGCGCCUUCGUAUUUCUCGUCGCCUGCUACCUCCCUCAGCUCUUCCUGCUGAUUUUCCACUGCAUCCCCGUCACCGGUCUUUGGCCGUACGAAUGGCAAGACGAGUAUAACGCCUACAGAUGCCUUAGCUGGGGCCUCGUCUACUCCGUCAUCUCUGCGCUCUCCCUCGUCUGCGACUUCGUCAUGUUCACCAUCCCAGCCAUCAUGAUCAAGGGCCUCCGGAUCUCCCUGCGCAAGAAACUCCAGCUCUCCUGCGUUCUACUCCCCGGCAUCCUAGUCGUCGCUAUCUCCACGACCCGCCUCUACCUAGUCAUCGUCGGCCAAUGGUCAGACGAUGGAUCCUGGGCUUACAAUGCCAUGCUUGCCGUCGAGAACGCCGAGAUCGCAGGAACCCUCAUUGCGCUCUCGGUGCCGGCGCUGAAACCACUCUUCGUCAAUCUGUUCUCGCGUCUGGCUUUUCUUAAGUCGUUGACCUGGAACCGCUUGUCGCAUAUUUCUCCCGGUGCGAAAUCGUCUCCAGAUGGCGCCGCCGAGUACCACAAGUCUACGCCGAACGCUUCGCGCUGUCUGUUGGAUGCGGGAGCUGUAGUCUGA
Messenger RNA from Aspergillus puulaauensis, 1050 nucleotides. RefSeq lists its product as uncharacterized. The coding region runs from base 1 to 1050 and encodes 349 amino acids. The record is from RefSeq and is a predicted model, not a curated record. The transcript is spliced from 2 exons. NCBI's taxonomy places the organism in Eukaryota, Fungi, Ascomycota, Eurotiomycetes, Eurotiales, Aspergillaceae.